AUGAUGAAUACUAAUACUAAUGAACGUGAAUUUGAAUUAUUACGUGAACGUUAUAUAAGAUUAGCGGAUAUUCAUGGACAAUUACAAACGCAAAAUAGUUUGUUAGAAGAAAAAAUUUUAACAAUUGUUGAAUUAUAUGAAAAUGAAAAAAGUCAAUUAGAACAAUCAUUAGGAGAUGCUAAACAUCAAAUAACAUAUUUACAAGAAACGGUCAAUGAAUUACAAAUUGAAAAACAACGAUAUAAAGAUGAUUGUAAUUUAGCUGUUAGACUUUUACAUCGACAUCCAAAUGAAUUUAUUUCAACAUCAACAACAGGACAAAUUCAAGAAGAAUUAAAGAAUAGAUUUGAAUCGACAUCUACAAAUCAACCUAUUCCAGCACAACGUAGUAUUCUAAUACCAACUUUUCCACCAACGUUUAUGGCGCAACUUCCAUCAAUUUCUUUACCAACAACAACUACAAGUUCUUCAACUGUUAAUACACAGACGAUACCAUCUAUGACAACAACUAAUGAUAAUCUUCGUGCUGCGGCUGAAGCACUUUUUAAAUCGAAUAGUGUUCAUCGUUCUCCAUCUCAACAAGUUACAUGUUCAAAUUGCCAACGAUCUAUUAAACGUUGUGAUGUUAGUGUUCAAACUUCUCUUGAUGAUAAAUCGGAUGAUAGUGCAACAUCUCGAUUACGUCUUGUAUCGCUUACUUCAUCUGAUGAUGGUCAUAGUGGUGAUGGAUCAUGGCUUCCACUUGAUUCACCUCAUCCACCUCUAGUAGUUCAAGAGCAUCCAACAAGUUUUUCAAGACCAAUAUCUCAACAUAAAGGAUAUGAUGCAAUACCAGUUCGUUCAAUACCAAGAAUGCAUCAUGUUUAA
Adineta steineri is the source of this 867-nucleotide messenger RNA. NCBI's taxonomy places the organism in Eukaryota, Metazoa, Rotifera, Eurotatoria, Adinetida, Adinetidae. The record is from the annotation of a GenBank genome assembly.